Setaria italica (foxtail millet) is the source of this 1405-nucleotide messenger RNA. Its product is annotated as quinone oxidoreductase PIG3-like. The coding region runs from base 142 to 1137 and encodes 331 amino acids. The record is from RefSeq and is a predicted model, not a curated record. The transcript is spliced from 6 exons. Gene Ontology annotation, molecular function: oxidoreductase activity. Lineage: Eukaryota; Viridiplantae; Streptophyta; Magnoliopsida; Poales; Poaceae.
AUCGAGAGAGCCCAUCCCAAUUCUGUAAAUUAAGACCAAGAAAUAAGCGUGGCAGUUGGGUGGAGUUAUCGGAAGGGGGCAAGCAACUUCGUUGACAGUGAGCAAGCGGACGCGACGAGGACUGAGGAGGAGGGGAGGGAGAUGAGGGCCGUGGUGAUCGCGCGCCCCGGCGGGCCGGAGGUACUGGAGGCGCGGGAGGUGGAGGAUCCCCCCGCGCCAGGCGAAGGAGAGGUGCUCCUCGAGGUCGCCGCCGCGGGCGUCAAUCGCGCGGACACGGUCCAGCGGAUGGGCCGGUACCCGCCGCCUGCCGGCGCGUCCCCUUACCCGGGGCUCGAGUGUUCCGGCACCAUCCUCGCGCUCGGCCCCAACGUCCCCUCGCGGUGGGCCGUCGGAGACAAGGUCUGCGCGCUGCUUAGCGGCGGCGGGUACGCGGAGAAGGUGUUGGUGCCAGCGGGGCAGCUGCUGCCGAUACCGGAGGGAGUGUCUCUGACGGACGCAGCCGGAUUGCCUGAGGUGGCCUGCACCGUCUGGUCAACCGUGUUCAUGAUCAGUCACCUCUCCCCCGGCGAAUCAUUCCUUAUCCACGGAGGAUCAAGUGGAAUCGGUACUUUUGCUAUACAGAUUGCAAAGCACCUCGGAAUUAAGGUUUUUGUCACUGCAGGAAGCGAAGAAAAACUAGCAGCCUGCAAAGGUUUGGGUGCCGAUGUAUGCAUAAACUACAAAACAGAAGACUUUGUUGACCGUGUCAAACAGGAAACCAAUGGAAAGGGUGUUGAUGUCAUUCUGGACAAUAUUGGAGGAUCAUAUCUCCAGCGCAAUCUGAACAGCUUAGGCGUUGAUGGUAGACUCUUCAUCAUUGGCUUCCAAGGAGGCACUGUAGCUGAAGUAAACCUGCAAGCCGUUCUUGCACGGCGCUUGACUGUACAAGCUGCUGGACUUCGCAGCAGAAGCCCUGCCAAUAAAGCACAGAUCGUCAGUGAGGUGGAAAAGAAUGUGUGGCCCGCUGUCGCGGCUGGCAAGGUGAAGCCGGUGAUUUACAAGACGUUCCCGUUAUCUGAAGCGGCUGAGGCUCACAGAUUGAUGGAAGCUAGCACCCACAUCGGCAAGAUACUUCUGCUUCCAGGACUACAUAUGUAGUGUUUGUGCGCUCACUUUCGGGCGAGGGAGUUUUGGGACAUCUGCAACUUCUGUGACGACCUCCUUGUAUCAUGUACUGAGUGGCAUGGCUUCUUAUCUUGUAAAUUGGAUCCUUUCGUACGAGCAAUUAUCUUGUCAAUUGGGUCUGUGAAGUGUUGAUGAUAUUGUUCAGUAAACUUUGAUGACAGUUUGCACAGCCACUCAUAAAGUCGCUGCUAAUCAUUUCAAAUGAAAAGUGCUGCUCACCGUCAGUAGCAAACAAACCAUA